Manihot esculenta (cassava) is the source of this 3493-nucleotide messenger RNA. Its product is annotated as probable disease resistance protein At5g63020. The record is from RefSeq and is a predicted model, not a curated record. Gene Ontology annotation, molecular function: protein binding; ADP binding. Lineage: Eukaryota; Viridiplantae; Streptophyta; Magnoliopsida; Malpighiales; Euphorbiaceae. Bases 157 to 3219 code for a protein of 1020 amino acids. The transcript has a single exon.
UCAAAAAUAUCUAAAUGCUGACUUGCAAAUUUCUAUUUUCCUCUCCUAGACCUCGCUCGCAUCUCUUCGCUUACUGUACUCUGGUCUCUGGGUUGAGUCUUCAGUUCCGUCCUUGCCGUUCUCGAAUUUCUUAUACUCUCUUACUGGAAAUCAACUAUGGGUAAUUGCUUCUCAAUUCAAUUGUCGUGCGAUUCCGUAAUCGGCCGCUGCUGGGAUUGCGCAGCAGGACAAGCAAUGUAUAUUUGCCAACUUGAAGAUAACUUCCAAGCUUUGGAGGAUGCGAGGGAAAAACUAAAGGCAUUAAAAAGCGACGUAGAGAGAGUGAUCCGUGAUGCUGGACCUCAAAUGAAGAUGCUGGAACAAGUCCGAGACUGGCUCUCAAAGGUGCAGACUACCCUAAAUGAAGUUGAUCGGCUGAUUGGAGAUGGUCCACAAGAAAUUGAGAAAUUGUGCCUUGGUGGGUGUUGCUCCAAGAACUGCUACUCAAGUUACAUGUUUGGGAAAAGGGUGGCUAAAAAGAAAAAAGUUGUCAUAGCUUUGACGAAUAAAGGAAAUGACAUAAAAGGGGUUGUGUCUGCAGAACCAUUGUACAUAAAGCGACUUGAAGAUGAUCUUAAAUCUUUGCAGACUGAAAGGGAAGAAUUAGUGGGAUUGAAGCUCGACGUGAUGCAUAGGGUCAGAGAAGAGGAAGGAUUACAAAAGAAGCCGCUGCAACAGGUUCAAGUGUGGCUUUCAAUGGUGGAAGCUUCAAUAGUUGAUGCUGAUGCACUGCUAAGAGAUGGCCCCGAAGAAAUCAAGAAACUGAAAUCUAAUGGAUGUUCCAAUUCCGAUUUUGGGGAAAAGGUUGCUAAAAGACUGGAAAAUGUGGUGGAACAAAAGCGCAAAGGAGAUUUCAAAGAUGUGGCUGCAAGGGAUCUUGUAGAAUCAGUGCUUGAAAGACCCACUGAGCCAACAGUGGGCUUGGGUACCAUGUUAGAUAAGGUUUGGAGCUGCCUUAUGCAAGAACAAGUCGGAAUUUUAGGCCUAUACGGCAUGGGUGGUGUUGGCAAAACUACCCUCUUAACCAAAAUCAACAACAGGUUCCUCAACAUACCCAAUGAUUUUGAUUUUGUCGUCUGGGUUGUGGUAUCAAAAGAUUUGAGACUUGUUAAGGUUCAAGAAGAGAUUGGAAGAAGGAUAGGUAUUUCAAUUAGGGAGUGGAAGAGCAAAAGCAUUGAUGACAGAGCUACAGAAAUCUUCAAGACAUUGCGGAAAAAGAAGUUUGUUCUGUUGUUAGAUGAUGUUUGGGACCGAGUUAGCCUUCGAACAGCUGGUGUUCCUCUUCCAACAAAACAAAAUGGAUCAAAGAUAGUACUCACAACACGUUCAGAGGUAGUGUGCAGCCAAAUGGAUACUCACAGACGGAUCAAAGUGGAACCUUUGGCUUGGGAAAAAGCUUGGAAAUUGUUUAAAGAGAAGGUUGGGGAAGAAACUCUCAGCAUGGAUCCAAUUAUUCCAGAUUUAGCUAAAGAUGUUGCUAGAGAAUGUGGUGGUUUGCCACUCGCCCUCAUUACCAUUGGUCGUGCAAUGGCUUGCAAUAAGACACCUGAAGAAUGGAGAUGGGCUCUUAAUGACUUGCGACGAUCUACUUCAGAUUUACGAGGCUUGACAGAUGAGGUAUUUCCUCUUUUGAAGUAUAGUUAUGAUAAACUGCCCAACAACAGAGUUAGAUCUUGUUUCUUAUACUGUGCCUUGUUCCCGGAAGAUUUUAGAAUUUUCAAGAAUGAUUUGAUAGAUUAUUGGAUAUGUGAGGAAUUUUGGGAUGACGAAGAGAAUGAAGAUGUUGCUAGAGACAGAGGAUAUCAUAUCAUUGGUACCCUUGUUUAUGCAUGUUUGUUGGAAGAAGAAGAAGGGAAUUAUGUAAAAAUGCAUGAUGUGCUUCGAGACAUGGCUUUAUGGAUAGCAUGUAAGCGUGAAAGGUCGAAGCAUAAUUUUUUGGUUCGGAGUGGUGCUCAAUUAACUGAAGCACCAAAAGUUGGAAAUUGGGAAGGGGCAACGAGAAUAUCAUUGAUGGAGAACUCCAUUCAGAAUCUACUAGAAGUGCCUACAUGCCCUGAACUUUUGACUCUGUUUCUCUGUCGGAAUCCUCAUCUGCAUCAGAUCACCAGCAACUUUUUCCAAUUUAUGGAUGCACUAACAGUUUUGGAUCUGUCCAAUAGUAGUGUAAAGGAACUUCCACCCGGAAUAUCAAAGUUGGCUUCGUUAGCAUAUCUUAAUCUAUCACGUACUUGCAUACAACAAUUGCCUGUUGACAUGAAGAUGCUGAGAAAGCUCAAGUACUUAAACUUGGAGCAUAAUGAUUUUCUUGACAUGAUUCCUCGGCAAGUUAUAUCUAACUUGGCAGCAUUGCAGGUCUUGAGAAUGGUGAAUUGUAGCUUUUUCUAUGAAGCAACAGAAGGUAAUAUAUUGUCUGAUAGUGAUACUCUUGUAGCAGAAUUGCAGUGUCUAAAACAUCUUAAUGAAUUGAGCAUUGCAAUAAAAUCUGCCUCUGCUCUUCAGAGCUAUGUUAGCACACAUGGAUUACUGAGUUGUACUCAAGCUUUAUCCCUUGAGUGUUUCAGCUGUUCAAAGUCGUUUGAUUUUUCGUGGAUAGCAAACAUGAAGCUUCUGGAGACACUACAUAUCUCUGUAAUCAAGCACUUGGAAGAGAUGAAUAUCGACUGCAAUUGGAGACUUGUAAGAGAGAGAUUUUGUGGCAGUCUUCGGGAAGUGAGUGUGGAAUACUGCCCUCGAUUAAAGAACUUGAGGUGGGUUAUUCAGGCUCCAAAUUUGGCUGUUCUAAAAGUUGUUGGUUGUGAAAAAAUGGAAGAAAUAAUCAAUGUUGGAAAACUGGGUGGUGUUGAAGUUGCAGUUGCAGGUGAAAACGUAAAAGUAGAACCAUUUGCCAAACUUCAAGUUCUAGAAUUGGAGGAUCUACCACAACUGAAGAGCAUAUGUUGCAAUCCCUUGCCCUUCCCAAAUUUAGAGAGGGUCAGGAUACUGGAUUGCCCAAAUAUUAAGAAGCUUCCACUCAACUCUGGCAGUGCAAAAGAACGUAAAGUUGUCAUUGAAGCUGAGGAACAUUGGUGGAGAGAUGUGGAGUGGGAAGAUGAAGACACUAAACUUGCCUUUGAGCCCUGUUUCAGAAGAUGUUUCUCAACAAUAAGAAUAUAUCAGCCCCCAUACUUUUUUGAUAUCUAGUGAGUUGCAAUUUUGCUUUCUAUUUCCACAGGAGAAGGAACUAAAACAAUUGUUAUUUCCCUAUCUCUUCUCUUCAAUUUUUGUUUUUCCUGUCAUAGCGUCAAUCAUAUUCUUGUUGGUUGAUUCAAGUUUGAACUGUAUUGUGACAAGGAAGGUUCUUGAUGUAUUUGGGUCUAGAAAUAUUCUUAUCUAUGUCAGAAUGGAGAUGGACAAACCAUGAAAAAUUCAAUGGAGCUGAAUUACAUAAUGUGAAUUUUAUUUUUCCUUUCUGUAA